AUGCCCCGAACCCCAAGCUCAGACAAAGUCUGGCUUGAAGAUCGCUUUGGUGCUGGUUCUCUGUGGCAACCUGAGGAAUCCGACAUACCAUCAGCCCUCACGGAUUCAGGGGCAAGAACCUUCUUGACUACCGUGGGCUUUCCUGCCGUCAAGCUCCAAUCCGCUGGUUUUGACUCCACCCAUUUAACGAAAGACGCGGGACCCCUAGAGCCCUACGACGCUGACGAGUUGUAUGGCGAGCGCUUUCCUGAUGAUGACUCCCCUCCCACGAACCUCUGCUUCCAUUUCGGAAGUGUUAGUGAGUGGAUGAUAAUGGUAGGUGGAGAGGAUGGGGACGUGUGUCACUAUGAUCCUGCCGGUUGGGACCAUGCAGAUGGGUACCAGGGGAUGAUUGCAGGUUCCCUGAAGAGCUUUGCAGUGCUGUUGGGGAUGCUGGCAGAGGUUGCGGAGAGGCUGGAUAUGGUGGCGGAUAGGUUUAGUGAGGAUGAAGAAAGAGAGGAGGCGCGUAAGGCUAUUCUAGACAGGCUGAGAGAGAGGAUGGUAGAGUAUGAUAAUUGUGUUGAGGAGGGGUCAAAGUUUUGGGAUAACAUAUUUGAGGGUUUGGAGUAG
Messenger RNA from Penicillium canescens, 609 nucleotides. Its product is annotated as SUKH-4 immunity protein-domain-containing protein. Lineage: Eukaryota; Fungi; Ascomycota; Eurotiomycetes; Eurotiales; Aspergillaceae. Bases 1 to 609 code for a protein of 202 amino acids. The transcript has a single exon. The record is from RefSeq and is a predicted model, not a curated record.